Neogale vison (American mink) is the source of this 4736-nucleotide messenger RNA. RefSeq names its product RHO family interacting cell polarization regulator 2 (gene RIPOR2). The transcript has 23 exons. NCBI's taxonomy places the organism in Eukaryota, Metazoa, Chordata, Mammalia, Carnivora, Mustelidae. The coding region runs from base 182 to 3439 and encodes 1085 amino acids. The record is from RefSeq and is a predicted model, not a curated record.
GUAAGAUAAAAGAAGUCAACGGAAGCCUCAGACACAAAAAAAGAGAAGAGGGGUGGGGUUUUUUUGGUUUGAGUUUUUCCUUUUUUUUAAAAAUUUUUAUGCACUUGGACUUGCCUUCUGUGUUGCUGGGUGCCCUUUUGCUCCCGCCAUGAGAGGGUUUUAGAAGGCUCACCUUGGGACCAUGGUUCUACCUUCUCGAUUGCACUGGAUCCGAAGCCGGCCAUGGAGGGACCGGAUCCGGAGGCGACAGCUCAACCGACUACCAGCCAGACUCCCAGAAAUCAUGUUGGUAGGAUCCCAGUCCUUCUCGCCUGGGGGCCCCAAUGGGAUCAUCAGAAGCCAGUCCUUCGCGGGGUUCAGCGGCCUGCAGGAGAGACGGUCCAGAUGUAACUCCUUCAUCGAAAAUCCCUCUGCACUCAAGAAGCCUCAGGCCAAACUGAAGAAAAUGCACAAUUUAGGACACAAAAACAACAACCUCCCCAAAGAACCUCAGCCUCAGAGAGUGGAAGAAGUCGUCAGAGCCUUGAAAAACGGCCUCGAUGAGUAUCUGGAAGUUCACCAGACAGAGCUGGACAAGCUGACAGCUCAGCUAAAAGAUAUGAGAAGAAACUCUCGCCUGGGUGUGCUAUAUGACCUAGACAAGCAAAUAAAAACGAUUGAAAGAUCCAUGAGACGCCUGGAGUUUCACAUUAGUAAGGUGGACGAACUCUACGAAGCAUACUGUAUCCAGAGACGCCUCCAGGAUGGAGCCAGCAAAAUGAAGCAAGCAUUCGCGGCCUCGCCAACCAGCAGAGCUGCCCGGGAGAGCCUGUCGGAGAUCGGCCGCAGCCACAGGGAGUACACGGAGAAUAUGUGCACCAUCGAAGCAGAGCUGGAGAAUCUGCUGGGGGAGUUCUCCAUCAAGAUGAAAGGUCUGGCUGGUUUUGCCCGCCUCUGUCCUGGAGAUCAGUAUGAGAUUUUCAUGAAGUACGGCCGGCAGAGGUGGAAACUGAAAGGCAAGAUAGAAGCCAACGGCAAGCAGAGCUGGGACGGGGAGGAGGUGGUGUUCCUGCCCUUGAUCGUUGGAUUCAUCUCCAUCAAGGUCACAGAACUCAAAGGGCUCGCCACGCACCUCCUGGUCGGCAGCGUGACGUGUGAGACCAAAGAGCUGUUUGCCGCCCGACCUCAGGUGGUGGCUGUUGACAUCAACGACCUCGGCACCAUCAAACUGAGCCUGGAGAUCACUUGGUACCCAUUCGACGUGGAGGACAUGACGGCGUCCUCAGGUGCUGGGAACAAAGCGGCAGCCCUCCAGAGGAGGAUGUCCAUGUACAGCCAGGGCACCCCGGAGACCCCCACUCUGAAGGAUCACUCCUUUUUCAGGUGGCUGCAUCCUUCGGCGGCCAGGCCGCGGCGGCUGUCCGUCUUGAGUGCCUUGCAGGACACUUUCUUUGCCAAGCUGCACCGCAGCCGCUCUUUCAGCGACCUGCCCUCCCUCAGGCUGAGACCCAAGGCCGAGCUAGAGUUUUCCUCUAAUCUACCUGAUGACGUCUUUGACCACGGAAAGGCAGCUGAGGAGAAAACGCCCCUGUCUCUCAGCUUCAGUGACCUGCCCAACGGGGACUGUGCCCACACCCCCCACGCAGCCGGCCCUCUGUCCACCGCAGGCUCAGCAAACCCAGAAAUUACCAUCACCCCUGCAGAGCGGAACCACAGCAGCCUGGCCUCCCGGAACGAGGGCUCGGAUGACUCCAGCUCAGCAUCUUCUAGAAACUCCUCCAGAGAAGGCCAAGAGCCUCAGCCACAUGUGGAGGAGGACACAGACGGGCCCGGGACCCCCCUGUUCCUGGAGAAGGACGUGGCAGAGGCCCUCUUACAGGAGUCUGACGAGGCCUCGGAGCUCAAGCCCGUGGAACUGGACACGUUUGAAGGAAACAUCACGAAGCAGCUGGUCAAGAGGCUGACCUCAGCGGAGGUGCCGGGGGCCACGGAGAGGCUGGCCCUGGAGGGCUCCGUCAGUGGAGAAUCCGAAGGCUGUCGCUCCUUCCUGGAUGGAAGCCUAGAGGAUGCAUUUAGCGGGCUUUUCCUCGCCUUGGAGCCACACAAGGAGCAGUACAAAGAGUUUCAGGACCUGAACCAAGAAGUCAUGCACUUGGAUGACAUCCUAAAAUGCAAGCCGGCCGGAACCCGCAGCCGGUCUUCCAGUUUAAGUCUUACAGUCGAAAGUGCUUUAGAAAGCUUUGACUUCCUGAACACCUCUGAUUUUGACGAGGAGGAGGACGGCGAUGAGGUUUGUAAUGUUGGCGGAGGCGCGGACUCGGUAUUUUCGGACACCGAGACCGAGAAAAAUAGGACCUACAGAGCCACACACCCUGAAGCCAGGGGGCACCUUAGCGAAGCACUGACAGAGGACACAGGGGUCGGGACUAGUGUGGCAGGAAGCCCUCUGCCGCUGACCACGGGGAAUGAAAGCCUGGACAUCACCAUCGUCAGGCACCUUCAGUACUGCACCCAGCUCGUUCAGCAAAUUGUCUUCUCAAGCAAAACCCCAUUUGUGGCGAGCAGUCUCUUAGAGAAGCUUUCUAGGCAAAUCCAGGUGGUGGAGAAGCUGUCAGCAGUCAGCGAUGAGAACAUAGGGAACAUCAGUUCCGUCAUCGAAGCCAUCCCAGAAUUUCACAAAAAGCUGUCCUUGCUGUCCUUCUGGACCAAGUGCUGCAGCCCAGCCGGUGUCUACCACAGCUCAGCCGACCGAGUUAUAAAGCAGCUGGAAGCCAGCUUUGCCAGAACCAUCAACAGAGAGCACCCCGGGCUUGCAGACCCAGUGUUCCGAACCCUGGUGUCCCAGAUCCUGGACCGGGCUGAGCCACUACUCCCCUCCAGCCUCCCUUUGGAAGUCGUCACCGUUUUCCAGUAUUACGGUUAUUUUACCAGCCACGGUGUGAGCGACCUCGAAACUCACUUGAACCAGCUGGCCAAGCAAGUUUCCUUGAUUCAGACUCUGCAAUCGCUGAGCGAUGAGAAGCUGCUCCAGGCCAUACGUGACCUUGCGCCCAGCAGUCUCCCCGCCCAGCAGGAAGUACUCAGGACCUUGGCUCUGCUGCUCACUGGGGACGACGGCCAAGUGAGCCGGGCUGUGAUGCUUUACCUGGCCGCAGCCUCCAGAAACGAGCAUUUCAGGGAAAAGGCCUUGCUCUACUACUGUGAAGUGCUGACCAAGGCAAACCUCCAGCUCCAGAAGGCGGCUUGUCUGGCCCUGAAAAGCCUGCAGGCCACUGAAAGCAUCAGGAUGCUGGUGACGUUGUGUCAGUCCGACACCGAAGAGAUCAGAGACGUGGCCUCAGAGACCCUCUUGUCUCUCGGAGAAGACGGGCGGCUGGCGUAUGAGCAGCUAGACCAAUUCCCUCGAGACGGUGUUCCCAGUGGAGGACGCCAUGGGACCGAAGUCGCUACGGCUUUUUAAGGAACUGUCCCCCACAGCUGUCUGCCUGAGUGGCCCCAUUCAUCAAGCGGGUGCUGGGAUCGAGCUGGAAGGCUUACGACUUGAAGCGAUCUGCUGAGGUUGUCUGGAAAUUCACAGGUGAUAGAUGGAAUUCAAAAUCGAGUUUCCCAGGACCUGGCUGCCUUUCCUUCCGCCAGCGAAUCCGGCUGUGUGUUGCUCUGUAGAUUAUACUGUCAGUUGCGUCUGACCAUACUUAGUAGAAGAGUCCAUUAAUCUCAUACGGAUGGAUCUUUAAAACAGCCAUCUUUGUACUUUCUUGGAAGUUCUUCUAGCAGCCUAAAAUAGUCACGUGAUGCUUUGAUGACUGUCCUACGCCUUGCAGUUUUUCUCUGUCGUGUUCUCAGGGUUGAGUGGCCCCGUUAGCUACCUAAUUUCACCUUCAUGCAAAGCACAAAAAAAGAAUUUCUUCAAAUAAAAGUUUGCCUGCAGAACUUGGUAAAAGGGACACAUUGUAAGAGGUUAAUGUUUCUUUUCAUUGCAUUUUCCUCAAGCUUCCACUACUUCUUUUGUUUCUUUCCUCCAUCCUGAAAAUCCCAAAAGCACGUUUCCAUGAUGGUUAAAAGACAGGUGGAUGACGAAGACCUACCUUAUAAAGAUUAUACCCAUACUCCUUAAAAAAACAUUCAAAGUUUAAGCUUUUUAAAACAAGAGCCAUUUUUUUUUUACAAUACUUUUACAAUAGAGAUAUUUUGCUGCUACGACCAAACGAAACCAAAAGUCAUGGAUUCAGAAAGCUGUGAUGCUGUUUCAAGUAGAAGAACUUGGAAAAUGGAGGACUCUUAAUGGGGUGAGAGCAGAAGGAUGAUCCAGACCAUCCUGGCUUCUGCAGGAAUUGCCAUGAGAUUAAGAAGAAGAAUGCCCCGAGGGACUGUCACUGCCCCCAGAGAAAUCCUUCAUCCCUGGGUGGGAUCUCUUGGCCAAAUCAUUAAAAUAACAGCUUCCUUUAUUGCUUCCCUAUCAGGGUAGCAAGCCCACUAAUUAAAGGACAAGACCACUCAGUAGCUUUUCUUCCUCUUGAGAGUAGACAAGAAGGGAUAUGCCAAGAUCUCAAAAUAAUAUGUGUGAGUGUUAUUUAAACUGUGCAGUAUCAACCGUAUUCUGGACGUGUUUGUAUAAAAUAUCAUUGAGGUGUCGUUUUAAAUAUUUACAUUUUAGCAAGACCUUUAAAAGCAACUCAUAUUCCAUUUUAAAGUAAAAAUUGUCGUGGUGUCUGGCUGGCUCAGUUGGUAGAGCACAUGACUCUUGAUCCCAGAGUCAU